AUGCAUCCACAUGUGACUCAGCUUGUCUCAAGCGGCACGGAGUAUACCGACACUCACGUCAAAUCCUGGGCUCAGGAUAUCCUGAAUAAGGCAUCGCAAGAUACUCGCCAACAGCCGUGGAAGCGUGCUUUUGCCGCAAAAGAAGUCAAUGUUUUGUCCCCGCAGGUGGCCGAUAUCAUUAAAUUUGACCACAGGAGCGCCUGUGCUAAUGCUGAGGCUGGAAACUGA
Messenger RNA from Penicillium roqueforti, 228 nucleotides. RefSeq lists its product as uncharacterized. The transcript has 2 exons. The record is from RefSeq and is a predicted model, not a curated record. The coding region runs from base 1 to 228 and encodes 75 amino acids. Lineage: Eukaryota; Fungi; Ascomycota; Eurotiomycetes; Eurotiales; Aspergillaceae.